AGAACAGUGAGGUUACGAUAGUAACCUAUUUUUUAAUUAAAAUCAAUGGGAAAUAAUACUUUCAUUGUUCUUAGAGAAUACCUAAGUGUAUAGGUACCUAAAGAAAAAAGAAAAAAAAACCAUUGGCACUGAUUAGGAAAAAGCGAUUUUAGGUUAUGUUUAUUGUUUAAACUUCAAAAGAGCUUUUGGAAUGAAAUUUAAAUUUGGUAAUUGAUGUUGACUGAAAUAUGGGUGUCAUUAGAAAAACAUUAAAUUGGUACGCUAGACUUUCGCCAAGCCACGGAAUUUCGCCACCACCUUACAAACAUGUAGUUCAAAUUGGGGACCCAACAUUACGUAGAGUUUCUGAGUCGGUAUCUUUAGAAAAGAUAAGAACAAAAGAAAUUCAAGGUGUAAUUGAAAAGCUCAAACAAGUGAUGUACAGAUAUGGUAGUGUAGGCAUGGCGGCGCCGCAGGUUGGCGUUAAUUUAAGAAUAUUUGUGAUGAGGCUUACAGACAAGCAAAUAUCAGACAUAUCGGCAGAAGUUAUUAAAGAUAGGGAUAUAACUGCCGUACCGUAUACUGUUUAUGUAAAUCCUCAAUUAAAAGUUGUGGAUUAUCAGAAAGUUGUACAUCCAGAGGGAUGUGAAAGUAUCAAGUUCUUCAAAGCAGAGGUAGCUAGAUACAAUGCAGUCCAGAUUACAGGAUACAAUCCAGAAGGAGAGUCAAUAUGCCAACUAUACAAGGGCUGGGCAGCUCGAAUAGCUCAACACGAGAUGGACCAUCUAGAUGGCAAGCUGUACACAGAUAUUAUGGACAGGAAGAGCUUAUGCUGUACUUUGUGGGAGGAAGUUAAUAUGGCAAAAGGGAAAGUAGCAAUACCAUUCUCUCCUGAAUAACCAUAACGUUUUACUGUAUUACUAGAAAUAAAUAAUAGUUCUGUAAAUAUUAA
Messenger RNA from Pararge aegeria (speckled wood butterfly), 931 nucleotides. Its product is annotated as peptide deformylase, mitochondrial-like. The record is from RefSeq and is a predicted model, not a curated record. Gene Ontology annotation, cellular component: mitochondrion. Gene Ontology annotation, molecular function: peptide deformylase activity. The coding region runs from base 228 to 878 and encodes 216 amino acids. Lineage: Eukaryota; Metazoa; Arthropoda; Insecta; Lepidoptera; Nymphalidae. The transcript is spliced from 3 exons. Gene Ontology annotation, biological process: peptidyl-methionine modification; N-terminal protein amino acid modification.